Mesorhabditis belari is the source of this 1590-nucleotide messenger RNA. NCBI's taxonomy places the organism in Eukaryota, Metazoa, Nematoda, Chromadorea, Rhabditida, Rhabditidae. The record is from the annotation of a GenBank genome assembly.
AUGCAAAAGAGUGCCACACAAAGAGAGUUUCGCAUUUUGAGCUCGCUAACAUCAUCGAUAGCUGGGACUAGCCGAACUCUACACUCAUCAAAAUUAAACUUUUGGCAGGGGUAUGAAAAUGAGCGACAUUAUGAGCCAGGCGAGGAACCGUUAAAAAGAACUUGGCAUGGACUCUCCUACGACUUUCGACGCUGGGCAAGACGAUAUCAGGAGGCGAGAAAAGAUGCCUGGCAGAGACGCCAUCCCAUACAACAUAUGAAACCUGCCGUGAUGGAUCACGAGUUAUUGCCGUAUAGAGCUGAGAUCUUAAUUAUAGGUGGCGGCUUAACAGGUUCGUCUGUUGCUUAUUGGAUAAAACAACGCUUCCGGGAUGAAGAUUUUCGAGUUGUCGUUUUAGAAAAUAAUGACAAGUUUCAACAGAGCUCUACUAUGCUUUCUGUCGGCGGAAUUUCUCCACAACAUUCAUUGGCAGAAAAUAUCGAAAUGUCACUUUUUACGGCGGAGUUUUUACGUCAUGCCGGGGAACAUUUAAGAAUUUUGGAUAGCGAUCCACCUGACAUUCACUUUUAUCCAUGCGGAUAUCUACAUCUGGCAUAUAACGAAGAACAUGCUGAACAGAUGAGAAAUAACUGGAGACUGCAAAUAGAAAAGGGCGCACGAGUAGCGCUGCUCACUCGCCCGCAACUUGAAGAACGUUACCCAGGAGUAGUGUUUGAUGGAGUUGUACUCGGAAGCAUAGAAAAUGAAGGAGUUUUUGAUACAUGGCAACUUCUGAGUGCGUUAAGAGAGAAAAAUAUAACACUCGGCGUCCAAUACGUCAAAGCAGAGGUUGAAAGCUUUCAAUUUAUUGCCGAUAGAAUAUUGCCAGAAAUACAUGCAUUUGAAGAAGGUUCGGCUGCCGACGAAUUAGCACUACAAACACGCAAAGUAGUCGGAGUACAUGCACGCCCACAAAUGACUGAUGCUUCAGCACGACCUAUUCGAUGCUAUAUGGCUAUCAAUGCUGCGGGGCCUUGGGCCGGAGAAGUUGCAAAGAAAAUGGGAGCAGGAACUGGGCCUGGAGUGUUGUCGGUCCCGGUCCCCAUACAGGCAAGGAAACGCUCUGUAUUUGUUGUUCAUGCGUCAGAGGCACCCACAGAACUGCCUAUGAUGGUUUUGCCUUCUGGAGUUUGGUUGAGACAGGACAGGCCCGGACACACGUUUUUAGUGGGGAAACACAUGACAAACGAAGAAGAUGAAUUGAUUGAUCACAGCAAUUUGGAAGUUGACUACAACAUAUUUUACGACAAGAUCUGGCCUGAACUCGUCAAAUUGAUACCAUCAUUCAAAGAAGCUGUGAUAAAAUCGGCGUGGGCUGGAUACGAAUCAGUAAAUACGUUUGAUGGAGUACCUGUGAUUGGAGAACAUCCGUUGCACAAGAAUGUUUAUAUGGUUGGCGGUUUGGGACAUCGAAAUGCUCAGCAUGCGCUGGCUGUUGGAAGAGCUUUUGCAGAAAGAUUAUUUGAUGGCGCUUAUGUGAAUAUCAAUCUCCGUGGCUGGGAUAUGCGUCGAGUCGUGAAGAACGAACCCUUGAGGGAAAGUAUGUGGCCA